Molecule: messenger RNA, 3112 nt
Organism: Centropristis striata (black sea bass)
Lineage: Eukaryota; Metazoa; Chordata; Actinopteri; Perciformes; Serranidae
Gene: fam163ab
Product: family with sequence similarity 163 member Ab
Exons: 5
Coding region: 592-1083 (163 amino acids)
Source: RefSeq, a predicted model, not a curated record
ACUUGUUGGAUGUGUCCGUUUGAAUUUCUAAGUGAUUGUUGUCUGCCCUCUCGGAAUCCAGAGAAGAUCGCUCACGUGUGUGAAGGUUAACGCGUUUUUUUUUUACAGGUUACAUGCGCGUAAAAUGCGCCUCUCCUCGUCCUUACCUGUUUGUUUGCCCCCGGCCGCGUACCUGACUAUGCUCCGUGUCUCGGUGUCUGCUGAUCGCGGCUGACUCUGCAGCCGUGCCUCUGACCUUUAGUCUGCUGGUCCUACAGCGGGAUCGUUGGGUUUCCCUGGCGGCGUUGUGCGCUCUGGACUCCGGCGCAUCCUUGGAGAAGUUUCGCCGCAGUCCCAUGCACAGCGCGUCUCUGCUCUCCUCCUGCUGCGAUAAGGAUGCUGGCGACUUUACACGGUCAAACUCCACAGGAUUAGCCUGAGUUGAAGAGACGGACCAUGUAACCAGAUCAGAUGUUCAUACAGUGUGGCUAUCCUGCGUGUGACCUCUCACCUUUGACCUCUGAUUUGACUCUUCUUCACCCUUACAACCUUCAAACACUCUUCUGAUGUGUUAAGCAACUUUGCUGAACAGUUUGAUGGAGAGCUGGUCGGAUGACAGCUGGAACUGUUGUCAUAACCGGAGGAAUACUGGCCACAGUGAUACUUCUGUGUAUCAUAGCUGUGCUCUGUUACUGUAGACUCCAGUAUUACUGCUGUAAGAAGAAUGGGUCUGACAGCGGCUCCAUCUCUCAGCAACACUUUGCCUGCAAUGCCUGCAGUGUCACCGGCCUGGACGGGUCGAUCGCCACCCCGCUGUCCAUGUCGCCACCUGAGCCGCCAGGAUCCUCUGACCCCACCAAACCCACAGGGAGGCAACGCAGCUACUGCCCCACCUGCUCACCCUAUGACUCGCCCUUCUACAUCCGUACCACCGAUGAGAUGCGCAAUGGUGGCGAGCGAAUCACCUACAUGCCCACACACUAUGAGAACCAGGCUCUGGCGAUGCCGCUGCCUGCCGUCCGAGGCUCCCUGCUGAGGGAGACCCAGCGAGGCCGGCCUCCUGACUUCUACACCAACACCCGAGCUAUCAGCACUGAGGUGUGACCACCCCAAGCCCCCCAACACCACACACUCACACACACAGACACCCCUCUCUCCACUUGCACACACACCAGCACCACCACUCACAACCACAAACAUCAUUUUGGUAACUUCUGCAGCUGCCAGUGAGGAUCUGUUGGAUAAAGGCCCAUUGUUUGUGGAGGUUUUCACAUUUAUUUAGGGUUUGUGGGGAUUUAAGUACAGAUUAUUCAUGACAGCAGCUGAGGACUAAAGUGUGUGAUAAACAGGGAUUACUUUCAAAACCUACUUCCUCAAUUUAUACCCUUAAAUUUUUAGUUUUCAUGUUCACUAAGAUAGCAAUUCUGUAAGUGACAGUAGAUAAAACUGUAGAUUUCUUGUAAGAAAAUAUCCCACAUGAAGGGCAUGGUUGUAAAUUUGUAAACUGUCUGUUGACUGUUACUGUGUCUUUACUGACUGAGGGCUAUCUUAGAUCAUUUAUGAUUUUAUUUUGCUACACACCCUCCUAAUGACUGCCAAAUACACAAAAAAGGAGUAUGAUGUAAUAAACAUGAAGCAAUCCUGUCAUGAUAAGCAGAAUGGAGACUGAAAUAUAUUUUAAAAGUUACAAGAAGGAAGAGUCAACAUCCCCUCUACAGUUUUCUGGAUCUCUGAAAGCAUGCUUGAGUGACGACUGGAGCUUUCUCUAUGCAAGCUAUCUGGAAAACUACUGCAGUACUUUGUCUCCAGCCAUCUUCUUUCAGCAGUUUUUGUCUCAUUGUGUAACUGAAUUGGAGGAAUAUUGAAAGCACGGUGCACACUCGGUACGACAUGACAAUGCUGCACAUGUAGAUAGACAUACAAGCAUUUAAAACCGAAACAUGGAUACAGUAGUUCUCUUGGAUUGCCAGAUCCACAUUGAACCCACACUCUUUCCCCUGAGGUGUAAACCUGUUAACAUGCAAGGACGUUUGAGUCCUUGAACGCAACAGUGGCAAGCUUGAAAUGAACUGAGUGAACUUCUCUUCUGACAGUGAUGCAAAAAGUUUGAUAUGUAAAUAUAAAUAACCAGAAAGCUAUGAAAGUGUCUCUUAAUCCCACUGUGUUCUUGACAAGAUGCACCCUGGGAUUUGAACAUGAUGUAUUUUGAAUGAGGGGAGUGUGAUUUACUAGUUUGUGCUAUUUUGUCGACACACUCCUCCUAUACUCCUGUACUAUUCUCAUGUUGAAAUGCAAAUAACCAUGUCAUUUCUUUCCAUGUUUUAUUUUUCAUCUUGUGAGGAAGUCAGAAUACACAUUUACGUGAUUGAAAACUGUUUCACUGUGCUCAUUUUCUACAUUACACUUACCCAGCAUUGCUUGUCAUGCACAAUAAUAUUUCCUGUGAUAUUUGUCUUUAUAUUUAUGUGUACAGUAGGAUUCAGUAAGGCUGAAUAAGCAGCAGUGCAAGAAACCUGCAGGGACUUGCAUGGUGUGGCAAUGUUGGUUAUUUUUGCAAGAUUUCAAGACAGGCCUGGAGUUAACAUUCAAGCAUUAAACAACAGUUCAUCUAACAUAAUUCAAAUUUAUUAAUCAGCAGCUACUUUAUUUAUUUCUCAGUUACUUCAGGUUAAAUAGAUGCCAACUGCAGUGCCAUUAGUCUGUAUAUCUUGGAACUUUUCAAGACCAUUCUACACAAUUUUUAUUUUUAUAGAUUCACUUAAAAGGGCAAAUAAAUGUACAGAGGACAGGCUUAAUGAAAGAUUAUCAGUAAAAGUUGAUAGGUUUGAUUCUGGUGACAUCUGGCCAGAAAUGUCUGGAAUCUCUGAAGAGGAUUCAGUGAAAUAAAACCAGUGUUUCUCCAUGUUGUUGUCCAUCACCACAGAUAAAUAUUAUUAGUCAUAAUUUGUUUAUUUAGGCAUUGUAUUAACUAUAUAUUUUACUACUUACUUAAACAGUUAACUUUGAAAAAACAAAAACAAAAAAAAGAUUUUUAGAAAUGUGGUUAAAACAAAUAUCGUACCUGACGAAUACAGAAACAGUAAUAUUUGACUGUGUUAACUUUUGACAAUUAAAGAUUUGUAACUGCUUGAAA